Messenger RNA from Amphibalanus amphitrite, 1732 nucleotides. RefSeq lists its product as uncharacterized. The coding region runs from base 110 to 1261 and encodes 383 amino acids. The record is from RefSeq and is a predicted model, not a curated record. The transcript has 2 exons. NCBI's taxonomy places the organism in Eukaryota, Metazoa, Arthropoda, Thecostraca, Balanomorpha, Balanidae.
CUUGGGUUGAAAGCCGAAUGCAGUCAGUCGGAGAGCUGAGUUGGUUGGAAAGCACCGGAGCUGGUGCGGAGGAGAGUUGGGACGGCCAGUGGAGUUGGAUUGAGGAAAGAUGAGGCUUCAUCUGCUCGUCGCACUCGUGGCUUUGGCGGCUGUGGUAACCGUCCAUACUGCACCCAUCGAAGAGGAAGAUGACUCUCUUCCUGCGCCGACUUCCAUCGACUCCGACUCCGACUCCGACUCCGACUCUGCCGCCGACUCCGAGCCCGGCAACAACCGCCGAGGUCGCUUCCUUCUUCUCAAACUCCUGGCCGCGAAGCUCUUCGCUAAGAGUGCUGCCGCUAAGAAGGUUGCCGCCACCGCUGGUACUGCUGGAGUAGCUGGAACGGCUGGACUAGCUGGAACCGCCGGACUGGCUGGAACGGCAGGUCUCGCUGGAACGGCGGGUCUCGCUGGAACAACUGGACUGGUUGGAGCUUCCGGUAUCGCUCCGGUCUACGUCAACGCUGCCGAUGCUGGACUGGGGGGUCACCAAGUGGUAGCAAUUGAUGGAACCGGCUAUGGCCAACAACAGGUGCUUACUCUGGGAGAAGAAGGAUAUGGUGACCAGCAACUUGUCGCUCUGGGUGGUGGAGAUCUUGGUGGUCAUCAAGUCGUCUCUCUUGGUGGAGACCUGGGUGGACAUCAGGUGAUCUCGCUUGGAGGAGAGGAUUACUCAGGACAUCAGGUUGUGGCCGUGGGUGACUCUGGCGUUCAGGACAGCAGCGUCGUCAACGUCAUCCAGGUGCCCACUCCCGUGGUGACUUCUGAUGUGGAAGAAGAAGAAGAGGAAGGUUUCUUCAGCACCGCCCUGAAGCUGCCUGGCCUUGCUGCUACUUCCAUCAUCAAUACCGCUUCCGACACUGCUUCUGCCAUCUCUUCCGCUGCCGGGACGGUGCUCUCGCUUCCAGUGAAGGCCGGCCAGGCUGUCGUCAACACCGUGAGCAAUGUCGUGGAUAAUUACGUCAUUGGAUCAACCUACGAGCCCGAAUACGCCGUCGGCGAGGACUACGUCCCUGAUCCUGUCGUCUACAAGGAGACCACGGUAGUACAGCGGCCGCAUCACAUCAUCGUUCCGAUUGUGGUGAAGGGGGUACACCACAACACUGACGUACACCCGGAUACGGUGUAUGAGGCUGCAGCUCCAGCUCAGGUAGUAACCGAUCAGGUGUACGUGGACACACCCCAAGACGUCCUGCCGGUGGCGCCCGAGCACCCGUACUAAGCAAGGCAGUUAUACCCGGCUAGAGGUGUAGUGCUGGGGUGUUACACCUAAACCGAGUGGAACUGUGUAGUUUUACACCCAUAUGAGGAGUUUCUGGUCAAUGUGGACGUGGUAUUUGACGGCUCUUACUGAUAAUUAUCGGAUAUUGUUGCAUGGUCUACCAGGCUUUUUCGAAUGCUAGAUAAGCUCUCAUUGAACUCAUUGAAGGACACCUUCAAGAAAUACUCGAGCUUAACCAGUGCACGCAAAACUCCUGUAAGACCAUCAACAUUGCCAUAAGUGAUCAGGGUAGUGAUUGUCAAGCCCGGCCGGCUAAGUGUUAUGCGUUGUUGAAGUGACUUCUUGCCCGCGUCUGAAGUCGCUAUUUAUGUUUUGUACGUAUUUAUGUAUUUGUUUGUACGUUGUUAUGUAGUGAGUAGUUAAAUAUGAACUGAAAUAUAAUAUAUGCAAUAAAAAUGUUAGCAAACAUUC